Molecule: messenger RNA, 1668 nt
Organism: Westerdykella ornata
Lineage: Eukaryota; Fungi; Ascomycota; Dothideomycetes; Pleosporales; Sporormiaceae
Product: sphingosine-1-phosphate phosphohydrolase-like protein
Exons: 5
Coding region: 1-1668 (555 amino acids)
Cellular component (GO): endoplasmic reticulum membrane
Molecular function (GO): sphingosine-1-phosphate phosphatase activity
Source: RefSeq, a predicted model, not a curated record
AUGCACGCUGAACAACACGUAGAGGAGGCUGCAGAUGCGGUCCAGUCGUCUCGGCUACCAACACCAGAACCACGACUCGAUGCGGGCAACAAGGACCACGAUCAUUAUGCCCGACGCCUCCCUGCAUGGCGCAAUAGCCUGCGCAAGACGCUCAUCCCCGUUGUGAGAUGGGAGACACCGUACCUGGCCCUGCUUCAGGAGAAAGUCCGAACGCCGGCUCUAGACUCGUAUUUCGCCUACACUGCAAAUCUGGGAACGCAUACGUUCUAUAUGGUCUUUCUUCCGAUUCUCUUCUGGUGCGGGCACACGCAUUUGGGAAGAGCCAUGGUCCAUAUGUUGGCCGCUGGCAUUUAUUUCAGCGGGGUUCUAAAAGAUAUGCUGUGCCUGCCGCGUCCUCUAUCCCCACCGCUGUACCGCAUUACCAUGUCCGGUUCUGCUGCCCUUGAAUAUGGGUUCCCGUCCUCGCAUUCGACCAAUGCCGUCUCCGUCGCCAUGUACUGUAUCCACCUCCUGCGGAGCACAGCCGAGCAGCAUCACCCAAACGUCUACCUGGGCCUACAGCUCCUGGCCUACUUCUUUGCGGCCACCAUCGUCUUCGGUAGACUUUACUGCGGCAUGCAUGGAUUCCUCGACGUAAUUGUGGGAAGCCUCCUGGGUGCCGUACUGGGCCAGAUCCAGAUCGUAUAUGGUCAUACAUUCGACCUCUGGAUCGCCCAAGGGAACGUCACGCCUACGCUGAUUGCAUUGUUGGUGAUUCUAGUUCUGAUUCGGACACACCCCGAACCUGCCGAUGAUUGUCCUUGCUACGACGAUACUAUCGCCUUUGCCGGCGUGGUCAUGGGCGUUCAACUUGGAGCCUGGCACUUCAGCCAGAGCCGGUAUUCCAUUGACACUCCGAUCCCGUCUACCGUUCACUUCGAUUUCCACCAUCUCGGGCUCCUCAAGACAACGCUGCGCAUAGCCUUAGGCGUUCUCAUCGUUUUCGUUUGGAGGGCAAUCAUGAAGCCGGCUUUGUUGAAGAUCUUGCCCCCAAUCUAUCGGGUCUUGGAACGAGUCAGGAUGCUUAUCCCUAGAGCGUUCUUCCUGAACGCAUCGAACUAUACCAGCGUUCCCCAUCUGCACGGGGACGAUAAUCUGAUCCCUCCGGCGUCUGAAAUACCUCAUAUGCUCAAUAACCUCGUGCAUCCUCGCAAAAGAGCAGUGUCUGUUGGACCCCAGUCUGCGGCAGACGCCUAUGAGACGCUAGCGUAUCGUAAUCGGCGGCGGAGAGAAAGCUUGAAAUCGGCAGAGGGCACUCCUAUACCCAAACGAUCUUCGCCUUCGCCUACUGGACGUCAAGCACAUAAGGGUGCGGUCUUCGGAGCGGACCUGCUCCCCACUCCGGCGGCUUCCCGUGUACAGUCACUUGAGCAGAUGAUGGGUACUGGCAAGGUGUCACUCGGGCUUUUGACGCCUCCCAAAGAUAGCGACUAUGUGGAGAGAGGUGCACGCAUGCCUAACACGGAUUUGGAGGAUGAGAAGCGGGAGCUAUUCGAUCAACUCACAAAGCCUCGUGUGCGGUACGAUGUGGAGGUAGUCACCAAGCUGAUCGUUUAUGGGGGUAUUGCAUGGCUUGCUGUGGAGGGAAACCCUAUACUUUUCGAAUGUAUCGGCCUGGGCAUGAGGUGA